Messenger RNA from Volvox carteri f. nagariensis, 1035 nucleotides. RefSeq names its product dihydrodipicolinate synthase. The record is from RefSeq and is a predicted model, not a curated record. The transcript is spliced from 2 exons. Bases 1 to 1035 code for a protein of 344 amino acids. NCBI's taxonomy places the organism in Eukaryota, Viridiplantae, Chlorophyta, Chlorophyceae, Chlamydomonadales, Volvocaceae. Gene Ontology annotation, molecular function: 4-hydroxy-tetrahydrodipicolinate synthase activity.
AUGAUUUCGCGUAGCUCUGCCUUACGGUGUGCCGGUGCCCAGCGGCGCCGAUCUUUCGCCGUCACGGUGGAGGCAGUGCUUGCACCGCACCCUGCUUCCGAGACCCGCUCUACAGUAGAUAGGUUGAAGAAAAUACGUCUCGUGACAGCUGUAAAAACUCCCUACUUGCCAAACGGCAAGUUUGACUUACCAGCAUACGAUGCGCUGGUUUCUCGGCAAAUAGCAAACGGUGUGGAGGGCCUCAUCGUCGGCGGGACCACCGGAGAGGGUCAUCUCAUGUCAUGGGAUGAGCACGUUAUGCUUAUUGCACACACUGUCAACGCCUUUGGUGGCCAGCUCGCCGUAAUUGGCAAUACCGGCUCGAACUCAACACGCGAGGCGCUGCACGCCACAGAGCAGGGCUUCGCUGUGGGCAUGCACGCAUCCCUACAGAUCAAUCCGUAUUACGGCAAGACCAGCAAGGCCGGCCUGUUGAAUCACUUCAAUGCUGUGCUUAAUGAGGGUCCGGCGAUUGUGUACAAUGUGCCGGGUCGCACUGGCCAGGACAUUCCCGACGACGUUGUCCUUGAGAUCAGUAAGCACAGCAAUUUCCUAGGCAUGAAGGAAUGCACUGGGAAUGCGCGGAUCAAGAACUACGUCACCCGCGGCGUCAACUGCUGGUCCGGCAACGACGACGAAUCUCACGACGCGCGACACAGCGCCGGCGCCGUCGGCGUCAUCUCCGUCACCUCCAACGUCAUCCCGGGCCUUAUGAACCAACUCAUGCACGGCAGCCAGCCGGAUACCGCCCUGAACUCCUCCUUGAAGGAGCUCUUUGCCUGGCUCUUCUGCGAGCCCAACCCCAUUGCCCUCAAUACCGCUCUGGCCAUGUGCGGCCUCGUCAAACCAGUUUUCCGACUGCCGUACGUGCCGUUGGACCGGCAACAGCGGGAAAAGGGCGCGGCGCUGCUGAUGGCCGUUCAGGAGCACAUCCCGGGCUGCCGAGGUGUUCGGGUGAUGGAGGAUCAUGAGUUUACACUUGUCGGCCGACAUUGA